Solea senegalensis (Senegalese sole) is the source of this 1213-nucleotide messenger RNA. It is a transcript of the gene rtraf, whose product is annotated as RNA transcription, translation and transport factor. The transcript has 8 exons. The record is from RefSeq and is a predicted model, not a curated record. The coding region runs from base 102 to 830 and encodes 242 amino acids. Gene Ontology annotation, biological process: tRNA splicing, via endonucleolytic cleavage and ligation. Gene Ontology annotation, molecular function: RNA binding. Gene Ontology annotation, cellular component: tRNA-splicing ligase complex. NCBI's taxonomy places the organism in Eukaryota, Metazoa, Chordata, Actinopteri, Pleuronectiformes, Soleidae.
GCGCAUGCGCAACACUAGACCGGAAGCCAGGAAAAAAAGCAAAAGAACUAAAAUCAUUAGCUACAUAAAGCAACACUUUCUGGUCACAAACACGCACAGAAAUGUUCCGGAGGAAACUGACCGCUUUAGAUUACCACAACCCGGUUGGAUUUGACUGCACAGAUGAGACCCAGUUCAGGAACUGCAUUGUGUGGCUGGAGGACCAGAAGAUACGACACUACAAGAUAGAGGACAGAGGCAACUUGAGGAACAUCCCUAACUCAGACUGGCCCACAGCUUACCAGAAGUACCUGCAGGAUCUCAACUGUCCAUUCGGAGUUCAGGAGAAGAAGGAGGCUGUGGACUGGUUACUGGGUCUGGCUGUGCGAUAUGAAUAUGGAGACAACGUGGAGAAGUAUAAGGACUGUCCGCCACUCGCAGCCUCCAGUAACAGCGACAAAGCAGUUGACCCUCUGGUCAACCUUGACAGUGAUUCACCAGAUUUCAAAGCAGGAGUGACGGCUCUGGCCAACAUCCUCAAAGUUCAGCGACAUGACGACUACCUGGUUAUGCUCAAGGCUAUUCGUAUUCUCAUCCAAGAGAGACUUUCCCCAGAGGCCAUCGCUAAAGCCAGCCAAAAUAGAGAGGGAGUUCCAGUGACUUUAGAUAAACACGUGUUGGGCUUUGACACGGGAGACGCGACCCUGAACGAAGCAGCCCAGAUCCUGCGCCUGCUGCACAUCGAGGAGCUGAGGGAGCUUCAGACCAAGAUCAACGAGGCCAUAGUGGCCGUUCAGGCCAUCAUAGCUGACCCCAAGACUGACCACAGGCUCGGCAAGGUCGGCAGAUGAGAACGAGGAUGAAGAGAGGGACUGAACCACGGGAGUUUUAAUUUGAUUUUGAGAAGAGUUUUUGUUUGUGAUGGACAGAAAUGAGUUGGUUUUCUCCGUUGUGUGAGUUCAGACAGCAGCUUGGAAAUCUGGGCAAAUGCUUUUUCAGAUGCUGCCUCAAGGACAAGUUGACACCAAAUCACACCAAACAAAAACCUGCUGCAGUGUGAAGUACUUGUUUGCAGUAAUAUGUUGAGUUAUGGAUUUCUUCAGAAAGUGUGGUUGAAUCUUCUGAUCCCCUUCUCGCUGCCAUUAUUUUCCGGUAUUUAAAACCACACAAGCUUCAGAAAUGAUCAUUUUGAAAGUUUUCAUUCACACAGUAGAAUAUAAAUGCAGCGAAAACA